AUGGACGAAAACAUCGGCCCCAGCCAUGAAGGGCCCGCGGCCGCUCUGUCUGCGAGUGCGGCAUCGCACUUGAUGACCAGCUUCGCCGCCUACGAGCCCAUCUCGCGUGCCACCUCGCCUGGCCUGCCAUUCUCCAAGUCCGACGACGACGACAAGCGGCGAUACCGACAGCGAACCUUUGCAUACUUCCGCCAGCUGCCCUUUGAGGUCGAGGAGGAGGCCCAGCGCGAUGCUGCCCUCCAGGGCAUCCUCAAGCAGCUGUACAUAUCCAUCCAGGCCGAGGACUUCUCGCCCGGUGCGCUGCACUGGACUAGGGAGCUCCAGGGAUGGCUGAACCUCAAGUUUGAGAUGCCCAGAGACCUGAGGGCCAAGCUGGCCAAGCUCUACUACUCGCUGGCUCUGGCUCCCGGCAUAGACAGCAACGUUGCUGACAGAUUUGUCCGAAUGGCUGUCAAUCUGACGAGGAAGAAUCAUUAUCUGAAGCCCGGCGAAGAUCUGACCCUCGACUGGAGACUCCUCUGGGAUGAGGUCAAAGCAUAUGUGCUGCCCUCCGAGGUGGCAGCUCACCAGGCCAGCCGAAGACGAGCCGCCAAGCAGCUCCUGAGGCUGUCCCUCAAUGCACACACGUACUUCGACCCCAGAGAGAGGUUAGCGAUGAUGCAGGAGUUUUUGCCCUUCUUCAGCCUCAACGACUUCCAGAACGCCUUCGUCGUAAUAGGAGCUCUCAACAGCCUCCUGCCCAGCCACCCCGCCCCGGAAUCGGACGUGGGAUCGCACCCAGCCGACUUCUUCCCGACCCUCUUCCACCUGUGGUCCUUGGUCAACAGAUCCAAGGUCGUCGACGUGGCCUUUAUAGACUUGUUCUCUCGGAUAGCAAGAGACCAUAGCAACUGCUCCUACAUUUCCUUUGGGGAGCAUGGCAUCUUCACAAAGGCUCAAUCCGACCUCAUCUUUACGGCAAUUCUGCGGCUCACCCAGAUCCCGGUUGGCCAGGCCAAUUCGCCCUAUUCACCCCUCGAUUAUCUGGCUGGAACCGGCGUGUACUUUGAAAAGGAUAAGAAAAAGUAUCCGAUUGCCUAUAUGAUCGCCCGACUCAUUGUGAGCUCUCUGUCUCCCAUCUGCUGCGAGCAUGACGAGUCCAUCAUGUCGAGUCUAGAAGGCCUGAUAGAGUCUAUCGAUACCUUCUUCCACCCCUCCAACCAGGGUGCCUGGUCGGGUAUGCUUGCCCAGCUGGUUUUGUACCUCACGGAUGCCUUUGUGUCCCGGUGGAACCGCGAACAGAGCUCGGAGCUAGAAGUUCCCAAGGAUCGUAAGAUCAACGACGCCUUGAAGAAGCGCUUCGUCAGCACUCUCAAAGAAGUCACUUUUAUGGGAAUCUUCUCCAAGAGCACUCGUGUUGCGCAGAUAUAUAAUAAUGCGCUACAGGGUCUGGCCUACCUCGAGCCUGACCUGGUUCUUCCCGGUGCACUGCAGCGCUUCUACCCGAGUCUUCAGGGCUUGGUCGAGGUUCACAGAACCACCUCCAGUUUGAACGGCCUACAAAUGAUUGCCAACGUCAUGUCCAAGCUCAAGGGCUACCGUUGCCACAUUACUGCUCUCUUGGCCCUGGCGCUCCCCGGUAUCGACGCGAACGACUUGAACAAGACGCAGUAUACCCUGCAUUUCAUCCAGGCUGUCGCUUACAGCAUUCCCAUCGUUCCCCUGACGAGCGGGGAGAGCCACAUCCAUGACACGACUUUGGCCAUGGAAUGGGUACAGGGUGAGAUGGCUCGCAUGGAGCUUGAGGGGCAGAAUGUCAAGAUUGACUAUAAUUCUGAACUCACAGACGAAGACGAGGCCAUGAUAUUGAGAUCCUCGACUGCAGGGUUUGGCGAAUUUAUCAUCACGCUCCUGGGCAAAGUCUUUACUUUGCUGGAGAACCUCCCUGACGCUAACCAGGUGAGGGGAGGAACACCAGAGGACAGUGUUGUCAAUGCCCUACCCGCCGCUCUUUCUCCUCUGUUCGCGUCAAUGUCAGCGGAUCUCUUCGACAUUACUCUGGAAAAGAUUGCGACGUUUGUUUCAUCGCACGUUGUCCACCAAGCCCGUGAUGCCAUGGCUUGGAUCCUCAACGCCCUCUGCAAGGUCAACCCGGAGAAGACCCUCAAGGUGUUUAUCCCCAUGCUUGUGGUCAAUAUUCGCAACGAGAUCGAUCUCAACCACGCAGCUUCAGACCGUACUACCGGUACGGACUAUCUCCCCAGAGAUCGAGCCCUGGUGUGGUAUGUCACCAUGCUAGCCAUGGCCGUUGUGCACGUUGGCCGUGAGGUCCUCAACUACAAGGACGAGCUGCUCGGAAUCGCGCAGUACAUGCAAGAAAAGUGCCGAGGUUUGCCCACUAUUCUGGUCUCCAACUACAUCCAUCAUCUGUUGCUCAACCUGACGCACACUUACCCCAUCGACCAUGCCCUGUACGAGCCCGAUGUUCUCGAGAGAGGUCUUGAUGUCGCCGACUGGGGCAAGACUACUACGCCUGCUGACCUUACCAUUAAAUGGCACCAGCCGUCGCCGCCAGAGAUUGAGUUUGCUGUGGAGCUUUUUGCUUCGCAAAUCAAGUCAGCGACCGACCAGCUGGAGCUUUUGCUAAGCGAUAAUCCGCCCGUGAGUCGAAAGGGCAAGAACAAAGAGUGGUCCGACGAAGUAUCCCGGUUGAUGCAGCAGAUUCGCCUGGUUAUUAGCGGCAUGGCCACCAUGUUUGACCCGAAGCGGGCUUCAGGAGAGACUGCCACGAAGGCUGGUGGCGGCGAUGUCGACAUGGAUAUUGAUGUAGAAGAAGCAUCUGGGGAUGUCGGAGAUGACGACCCCCUUGCAGAGGUCGCCGAAGACGAAGAGCUGCGUCCUCAGUACAGGUACAAGGCUGGAUACCUACUGAGCCCAAGUGACCCUGUCUAUGAGCGCAUCCAUGAUUUGCGCGAGCAGCUUGGUGAACUUCUGACCAAGACACACGCGUUCCUCACACGAAACGAGGAGGAUGAUGUUGAAUGCUUCACUACCUUGUACAUUGCUUACCGCACAUGGAUCACGGACGUUGGCAUCGAACGGUCGGCGCACCCAUUGGAGAGGCAUUUGCGACUGUACAAAUGCGAUAUUGCCGCCUUCAAGAUCAAGGGCCUGAGAAAGGUUUAUCCCCGCCCUCUGCUCAUCAAGCGCGCUGAGGCGUAUCAGAUGCUGCGCAUGAAGCACAAUGCAUCGGCUCGGCAAAAGAGCGAAUUGGACAAGCGGCUUUUGUUGGAUCUUGCACAGUCAUGUCUUUCUUCGUACGCAGACGUCCGUCGUAUUGCCCAGGGUGCGCAAGACUCGUCGCUCAAGGUGCUCAUUGGUGGCAAGCCAUUGGUUAUCCCCGUCCUCUUGGAGGGUUUCAAAAAGAGUAUCGACACAAACGACCACGAUCGAGUCAAGGGAGCCAUGUAUUCCCUGUUCUUCACGUCGCUGCUGAGGACGCUUAUCAGAGACUGGAGAUUUGCCCCCGAAGCCUUGCGUCUCUAUAUCGAGACUGCUGGCAUCGACAAGCCCUCAAUACAAACCCUUGGGACAUCCGUCAUCUAUUCGCUGAUAGAAUUUGGGAAGCCUUUUGAGAAGACUGUCUUGAUCGACACCUCCUUGGUAGACACCAUCAAACCCGAUGAGGACGUCUCAUCGCCAAUUCGCACUCGCAACCAGUUCAUUCUGCAGAGGCGAGACAAGGUGGAAGCCUCCAAGGCAGAACUCGGACUGUGGCUGAUCAAGUUGGCCAAGGGAGCGCACUGGAAGAUAGCAUCCCGGUGUGCCAUUUUUGCAACCAACCUUUGCCUCCGCUUCGACACAAUCGCCCCCAUGGAAUUCGUGGACUUGGUUGCGUACGGUACGAACGAUCCGCAUCCAGGCCUGAGAAACUAUUAUCUCUCUGCCUUUACUACACUCUUCUCGACCAUUGAUAUGCGAGCGGUUUAUGAUCACGAUUUCAACAACUAUCUGCUUGAAAAGGAAGUGGAUUAUAGGAACAAAAUCCAGGUGCCUGUAGAAAAGGGCGACGCUGAGUUUACCCAAAAGUUCCUGGAUGCAUUUGAGUCACCUCUCGAAGAGGCCGAAUACAUGGUGGAUGCUGACCACCCCGGAUGGUUGGUCUGGGGUAAAACCUUUACCGCGUUCCGAGCUCGUCCCAAGUACUUUGACAACUACGAUGAUACAGAGCGAGCGGUGCGUGACCACAUUGGCAAGAUUCUGACCAAGGAUACGGACAGAUUCCGCAUGCAUGAGGUUUACCUUCUCAUGCACGUCUUUGACCUUAUGCAUUAUGGUCGGACGGUCGUCACUCUGGAAGACGUCAAAGAGCUCACUACAGAGCUCUACGGGGAUGGUAACGAUAAGCAUCAGCACCGUGCUACGUCGGAGAUUCUUGGUGCGUUACUUGCCGGAUCCAGCGAUGAUCCGCCGGAGAUUCGAAACAAGGUCUGGGAGUUUGCCGCGCCCUUUAUUUUGAAGAUCUUUGAGAAUGAUUUGACCCCGGAGAAUUUGCAAUACUGGCUGACUUGCAUUCAUCUCAUCCUUGACUCCAAGGACCCGCGUCGGGCUCAUGAGAUUGUGGAUGCCCUCAAGUCGUUCCGUCUCGACAUGAACUCUAAUGCCGCCUUCAAGGAGUCUUCCAAGAUUCAGUUGCUCGAGUUUUCGAUAGCUGAUGCCGGAUGGCAUUUCCGCCAGGAAAAGCCGCUUUUGGACGAUUUCUUGGCUCACAUUGACCAUCCUUACAAGGCCGUGCGUGAGGCUAUUGCUCGUGUUAUAUCUAUCAUCUAUAAGACGAGGUAUUACGAAGCGUUUGAGAAUGUGCCGGCACUGCUAGAAGCCAACAAGAAGGCGUCAUCGACUGGUCUGCGGCCAUACAAAGCCUCGGAGGACUUUACGGCUACAAUCAUGAACACGUUUGACCGGCUCGAGAAGUGGCGCCUUGAGCGAACCCCAGGACAGCAGGAACAGUCUCAAUACACGUCCGGAUCCAAGACUGUGCUGGUGUGGCUAGAUUGUACAUUGUCGUCUCACGAGUGCAGUCAGCUGGUACCAUUCUUUGCAACCCCAUUCAUGGACCAGCUGCUUCACAUGAUGGACGUAAAGGAAGAUCCGGAACUCAUGAAGUUGGCGUAUCAUGUAUACCGCCACCUCCCAAAUAUCCCUUUCCGUGACGGAGAAGAUGCUCAAUUCAUCGAUGGACUUGUCAGAAUUGGCAGAACCGCGGCUAGCUGGCAUCAACGGCUACGCGCGCUUGUCAAUAUGCAGGUCAUUUACUUCCGCCGCAUUUUCCUGACGGAAGAGCCCCAGCGCGACCUAUUGUUCACCACUGUGUCGGACAUGCUCGGCGACCCUCAGCUGGAAGUUCGAGCGUGUGCAGCGACAACGCUUGCCGGAAUGAUUCGCUGCUCUCCUAGCCGCAUCCGCGACCCCAUGAUUGUGCGCCUCAAGCGUCGCUUCGAGACUGAGCUGGACCAAAACCCCAUGCCUAAGCGUGGACCCAAGCUCCCCGGAACGGAGACUCCUGUCGACGUGCACAAGCAAAUCAACAGGAGACACGCCGCCGUCUUGGGUCUUGGUGCUCUCAUCGAGGCCUUCCCAUAUGCGACGCCGCCUCCUAUGUGGAUGCCAGAGGUUCUGGCGACUGUGGCUCGACGAGCUGCGGGUGAUCCAGGAGUUGUUGGUAAGGCCGCCAAGGGAAUUCUUAGUGAGUUCAAGAAGACGAGGCAGGAUAGCUGGACCGUUGAUCAAAAGUACUUCACUCAGGAGCAACUAGAGGACUUGGAAGGAGUCCUGUGGAAGAGCUACUUUGCUUGA
Trichoderma breve is the source of this 5835-nucleotide messenger RNA. Its product is annotated as proteasome-substrate-size regulator, mid region domain-containing protein. Gene Ontology annotation, molecular function: peptidase activator activity; proteasome binding. Gene Ontology annotation, biological process: proteasomal ubiquitin-independent protein catabolic process. Gene Ontology annotation, cellular component: nucleus; cytosol. The record is from RefSeq and is a predicted model, not a curated record. Bases 1 to 5835 code for a protein of 1944 amino acids. The transcript has 4 exons. NCBI's taxonomy places the organism in Eukaryota, Fungi, Ascomycota, Sordariomycetes, Hypocreales, Hypocreaceae.